GGAAACCACAGACACAAUGUUGGUGCAAUACGGAAUUGUCUCAGCUCUGCUGUUUCUGACGGUGAGAGGUGAGUUCACGGAUCCCCACUGCAAUGGUAAGCAGGUGUUAGUGCACCUGUUCGAGUGGAAGUGGACAGACAUCGCUACAGAAUGUGAGCGGUUCCUCUCCAAGAAAGGUUAUUGUGCUGUCCAGGUCUCCCCACCCAACGAGCAUGUGAUGGUGACGAAGGAGUAUGCCCGCCCAUGGUGGGAGGUGUACCAGCCGGUCAGCUACAAACUCACCAGCAGGUGUGGUAAUGAACAGCAGUUCAAGGACAUGGUUCAGAGGUGCAAGAAAGUUGGGGUCAGGAUUAUCGUGGAUGGGGUUGUCAACCAUAUGGCUGGACUGGGAAGAUCUGGAACAGGAACGGCAGGUAGUAGCUUCAACUCUGACAACUUGGACUUCCCUGGGGUACCAUACCGGAGGGAGCAUUUCAAUGACCGCAGCAAAUGUCCAUCUGGCGAUGGAAACGUUAACAACUAUGGCGACCCCAAUAAUGUAAGAAACUGUUAUCUCGUUGGCCUCACUGACUUGAAUCAAGGCGUCGAGUAUGUCAGGGACAAGAUCGCUGGCUAUUUCAAUAAUCUCAUCGAUAUCGGAGUAGCUGGUUUUAGGAUUGACGCUGCUAAACACAUGUGGCCUGCUGAUAUCAGCGCAAUUCAAAAGCGGGUUAAAGAUCUCCCUGAGGGAGGUAAAGCGUUCUGGGCUCACGAGGUGAUUGACCAGAAUGAUGGCGCAAUAAAAGUGGGAGAGUACACUUCUCUUGGUUACGUCACCGAGAUGAGAUAUUGUCAAAAAAUAGCUCAAGGUGUACAUAACUUUGGAGAGCUUGGCAAUGUAGUUGACUAUGGAUGGGGUAUGACGCCUUCAUCUAACGCCUUUGUCUUUGUUGAUAAUCACGACAAUCAGAGAGGCCAUGGUGGCGGCGGGAACCUCAUCACCCAUAAAACACCCAGAGAUUACAAGAUGGCCCAAGCGUUCACUCUGGCCUACAACUAUGGGUUUGUCAGAGUGAUGAGCAGUUAUUUCUUCGGAGAUGAUUCUGAUGCUGGACCUCCGCACAACGCGGACUUCACUGCCAAAGAUGUCACUAUUAAUGCAGAUGGUUCAUGCGGAAAUGGCUGGGUUUGUGAGCACAGGUGGGCUCCCAUUGCCAACAUGGUAGCGUUCAGGAAUGCUGUAGCUGGGACAGGCAUUGAACAUUGGUAUGAUAGUGGGGACGUCGUUGCCUUUGCCAGAGGCAACAAGGGCUUCUUUGUGAUGGCAAAGCAAGGCAAUCUGGACCAAACAUUCCAAACAGGGCUCCCAGCUGGAGAGUACUGUGACAUUAUUCAUGAUUGCCAGCAAAAGGUUACAGUGGAUGGCUCAGGAAAUGCUCAUAUUCACAUCAGCAACAACGAGGAACCAGUUGUCGCCAUUAUUGUAGGUGGUCCAACUGGAAGUACAGGGGGUGGAAACACAGGGGGUGGAAACACGGGGGGUGGAAACACCGGAGGAGUGACUCAAGCCCCUGUGACACCGGACUAUUCUACUGGAGGCUGGAAACACACAGUGUUAUUGAUAGAGAGGCGGACCGUUCCAGGCCAGGAUCUCUUCAUCAGAGGUGGCAUUGACCAUGGCCACAUGACAGGUUGCUCGAGUUCGGUGUCUGGGAAUCCUUGUGCUAUUCCUAUCCGCCACAGAGAUCUUGGUUCUGGAACCCACUUCGCCAAAUAUAAUGCAUGGAGCGCAGGCGAUAACUACCUGGACUGGUACGGGACUGAGCCUGGCCAAGUGUCAUCUGCCCCUGGAACACCCGCACUGUGGACAACGAACAGUGCUGACAGACCCGAGUACAACCAAUACAAUACAUUUGGAGAGCAUUAUUGGUUGGUGGACAUCGACAUGGACUGCUCCAAAACAAAAAAUGGCUUUUUCGAGUUCAAGUCUAUUGUGAAUGGCGGCUGGGAAGGAAACGUGAUGGGGGCAACAUGCACUGGGUCUGGGGCUGCCUCGCCUCCCUACACAAGCAAGAACCACAUGGCCAGGUGCGGUUACCUCAACGUAUUCCACUGGGGCAGCGGCUCAUGUACGAUCACACCGCUUUCCUCCUAAACAACACAAUGAUGAUAUACACACAUCUAUGUAAUAACACAUUUGAAAAGGUUAUUAAAUUGGUAUGUAGCAAAAAGAC
Molecule: messenger RNA, 2213 nt
Organism: Haliotis rubra (blacklip abalone)
Lineage: Eukaryota; Metazoa; Mollusca; Gastropoda; Lepetellida; Haliotidae
Product: alpha-amylase-like
Exons: 8
Coding region: 17-2134 (705 amino acids)
Biological process (GO): carbohydrate metabolic process
Molecular function (GO): alpha-amylase activity; cation binding
Source: RefSeq, a predicted model, not a curated record